AUCGAACCAUUAAGGCUCAAAGAAAUCCAACAAAGAAGGCGAAAGAGUUGAAGAGUCUGAAGCCAAACCAGAUCAGAAAAGGCUAGAGGAGCGAAUAUACAACAUAAAUUAACAAAGAAGCAGUCGAGCUUAUUAAUCUGUGAUCAUGGCGGAAGAGUUCAAUACAAGUGGGAACUGGUGGGAUUCAUCAAGAACCAGGUUCGAAAGCGGGACAUCUUCGUCGUCUUCGGCACUCAAUAGCUUAGGCAGCUUUGGAUGGCCAAAUGAUUUAGCAGAAAUCAAAGCGAGGACUACCAUGGAUUCUAUGUCGGUGUCGGGUAGCUCAGUGGUUUUCCAGGACACCCAGAAGCAGCAAGGACAUGAGUCAGCUGGUGCCAGCGAUGAUCUCAACUUACAUAUGAUGGGUUUAGGCCUUUCCACUCAGGCCAUGGAUUGGAACCAAACUUUACUUAGUAGUCGUGGUGAAAAGGCGGACAGCGGUUUCCGUUCGAUGCUUCAAGAAACUGGGAAUAUGGGAUCUUCUCAAGUUCAGUGGAGGGAAAGACUGUUUUCUGGGAUGAGUGGGAGCGAGUCCUCCGCCAACGAGUUUAAGCAACUUAAUCGUGGCUUUUCUUUAGAUCAAUCCCCAUUCAGUCCUCAAUAUAGUUCCGGGGAUAGCACUGUGACAUGCCAGGGCUUGCCUUCUAGUUUUCAGAUGGAUUCGGCGUUGUACGGAAGCCCUUCGGCCAUACUGCAAGGUCUGUUGGGACCGGAUAAUCAGCCUCAUCAACAGCCUUCACUCGAGAAUAGGCCGAUGAGUUUUCCAUAUCCGGUAAACUAUGGCUUGAAUUCUACUGAAUUAUUGCCUUCUUGGUCCAAGGUUCCUCAGUUUUUGAGAACAACUUCACCUCCGAAACAGACACCAAUCAGUCACUUGCAUCUCUCGAACAACGCCCCGUUUUGGAAUGCGUCGGAAGCGGCCAUGAAGGACGUUCGGCCGAGUUUUUUCCCAUCCCUGCAACAGCAGUUUCCCACUCCAAACUUUGAUGAAAAACCAAAGAACAUAUCCGAAGUUCGGGACUCAUCCACAGUGGGGAAGAAAACCGGCAACGAAGCUACAUCUAAAAGGCCUCGUAAUGAAACGCCAUCGCCUUUACCAGCUUUUAAGGUGAGGAAAGAAAAGAUGGGGGACAGAAUCACUGCACUCCAACAAUUGGUAUCACCUUUCGGAAAGACUGAUACUGCCUCGGUGCUUUCUGAGGCCAUUGAAUACAUCAAGUUCCUCCACGAACAAGUUAGUGUCUUAAGUACUCCUUACAUGAAAAGUACUGGAGCUCCCAUACAUCAUCAGCAGGAUUUUGAUAAAUUAAAGGAUCCUGAAGGACCAAAACAAGAUCUUAGAAGCCGAGGACUAUGUUUGGUACCGGUUUCAAGUACAUUCCCUGUUACUCACGAGGCCACGGUUGAUUUCUGGACGCCAACAUUCGGAGGAACUUUCAGAUAGAGCAACAAGAAAUGGUCAAAAUCCAGCGCCCUCUUCUCUCAUGUAAUUAACUAGUAUAUAUAUAGAUCAGAUGAAAACCCAAGCCAACUUAAUUGGGAGUGAUAGGGUCAAAGAAAAAGAUGGAGCAGAAAGACACAGAAAGCCCACAUUAUCGUACUGCUAGUAAGAGUUGGCAAAGAAAUUCAAGAAAUGGCGAAAGGAGAGAGAAGGAAAUGACUUUCCAAAGGACAGCCAUUGUUGGCCAGUUACAGGCAAAAUGAUAUUGCAGGUGUGGCCAAUAUUGGAAAUGACGCUCCAAAGGACAGACAUUGUUGGGAAGCUACAGGCAAAAUGAUGCUGGGUGUGGCCAAUACUCGGGACCAACGGAAUUAGCAGCAUGAAUACUAAUUAUUUGUAAUAAUAGAAGAAUUAUGAUUAGAGGUGGUUAAUUAAUUAAGGAAUAUAUAAGAAAAAAAGCUGCUGAAUUUAGGGAAAG
Messenger RNA from Juglans microcarpa x Juglans regia, 1958 nucleotides. Its product is annotated as transcription factor bHLH123-like. Lineage: Eukaryota; Viridiplantae; Streptophyta; Magnoliopsida; Fagales; Juglandaceae. Gene Ontology annotation, biological process: regulation of transcription by RNA polymerase II. Gene Ontology annotation, molecular function: RNA polymerase II cis-regulatory region sequence-specific DNA binding; protein dimerization activity; DNA-binding transcription factor activity, RNA polymerase II-specific. The coding region runs from base 146 to 1483 and encodes 445 amino acids. The transcript has 7 exons. The record is from RefSeq and is a predicted model, not a curated record. Gene Ontology annotation, cellular component: nucleus.